ACAUGUGGUCUUAAGUACUACCGCAAUAAAAAAAAAAACUAAAAACGCGUGUCACCAGUGAUACUUCCGCGGUUAGUAGCAAUUCUUGGCGCCUUCAUUUACCAUCGGUGCGUGAAUUGAUUGCGUAGCGGAGUUCGCGAGUGCGUCGCUUUGGUAUGGAUUUCCGGAGUGUUUAACAUUUUCGCAGCAGCUUUAAAUCACACAUACAGUGACCGCCCGUGAUGCGAAUUUAGUACAAGAUUACAUCGAAAGAAGCACAGAAAACAACACAAAACAAAAAUGGAUUGGCGGAAAAAAUAUAAAACAGACACAAUUCUUAGAUUAGCUUUCGUAAUAGCCACAUUAUACACAUGUACCUCAACAACAUUAGCCGUUAGUGAUAAUAUAGUGGAUUUCAUUGAAAAGGCUGAUUUAUGGGAUGAACCUGAGGGUAUUUUAAGGAUAGUAGGAAGAUGCGCCGAUUACAUACCAGAAGGAAGGGAUCCGCCGCGCUCAGAAUGGGCCUAUAGAUUUGGAAGUCGUGCGCAAAUUUCACUUACGGCUCAACAAAUAUUUCCCAACGGAUUUCCAAAAGACUUUUCCAUUUUAUUAGUGAUUAGACCGUCGUCAGGUCAAAUGUCUCCCCUGUUCACUAUCUAUAACGAUGAAGGUGAAGAGCAGCUAUCUAUUACAGUAGGAAGGGAUAUUAGCAUCUACUAUGAAGACUUUGAAGAUAUUCCGGACGAAGGUACUUUUAUUUCCUUCGGUAAAUCUAUUGACGAUGGAGAGUGGCAUCGUGUUGCGAUCAGUGUAAAAGGUGAUUCCGUUACUGCAACUAUAGAUUGUACAACAACAAUCACACGCGAGUUGGCCCGUUCCAGUACAUCGACAAUUGACACUACUGGUAUAAUCACCAUUGGAUACGAACUUUCAGACGAAGGAUAUUACAAUGGCGAUUUGCAAAUGUUAAAAAUUGCACAUACACCCGAUGAAGCUUACGAGCACUGCACUCAGCAUGCUCCCAAUUGUUUAAGUAUGUAUAACAAAGGAACAUUUGAUAACACUCAACAUUCGUAUAGACACGAAAGCGGUGCUAACCUAAACACGAACAUGGGUCCUAUAAAUAGUGGAACCACACACUACCAAACCAUAACGGGUUCUACAUAUCCAACGGGUAAUUCACACUUUAAACAGUUCAAUGGCGGUACAUCUAGCCAUCAAUCAGGAACCUUUCUUCGGGGAGGAGGAAAAAUAUCAUUUAACCAUACAGGUGGUGAUGGUGGUUCCGGCAGUUUUGUCCAAGGAAAUAUUGCUGGAGGCAGUAACGCACAACAAACUACUGGUUCUUCGCAAGCAGGUGUAUCACUUAGUCAAAAUACUUAUGCCAGUUUAGGACAAGACACUGCACAUUCUGCCGUGGAACGUAUACUGGGCCCCAUACGCGUUAGUGAAACGGGUUCAUUUCACCAAGCUAGUGGUGGCCGUUCAGAAAAUCGUGUGACGACCUCCGGUGGAACGAACAGUAUGAAUAUAGGCGCAACUCUUAUAACGGACUCUGCGCCAGGAAGGGGCGAAGGCGUCUCUUUUCACCAGAGUGGGGGUAGUAGUGCAACUGGUGUAACUGACGCUAUAUUAGGUGGUUUAUCAAUUCAUCACAUCGAUGGAACGUCGCAUCAUAACGCUGGAAGUAUGUCAGAAACUAAAAUAAAUAACAUCCACAUUUCGCAACCCCAGGUACAUUCGUCCCAUCCGAAUGGUAUUUUAGUCAAUAAAACCUUCAUGAAUUCAGUAAUCACUACUGGGAUCGCAUCUCACAAUUCAAGUGAAGAACAACCAGAAAUUGUUUUCUCAUUCGAUGCAGAUGCGUUAUCUGAAACGCAUACUAAUGGCGAUGUAAAUAUAAACUUUGGAGAAGAAACAUUGGAAGAACCAGAUCUCUCUGUAUUUAGAAACUCGUCAGUAUCAUUCGAAGAAGAUAAUAACGAAAAUGGGAACAGUGAGCCAGACAACGAACCAAGUGGCAAUUCGCAUUCAGAAACUGAAACUACUCACGAUACCAGAUACCCUUACUAUGUGAAUGUAGGGCAGCCUGGUGUCAGGGGUUAUCCAGGACCCGCUGGUCCAGUGGGUCCACCUGGUCCAAAAGGUGACUCCGGUAGGGAUGGCAUACCAGGAACGAUAGGCACCCCAGGACCACCGGGACACGUCUUUAUGAUUCCGCUGAACAACCAAGGAAAUGAAAAAGGUCCCGAUGUGCAGGCAGAAUCGUUUAGGCAAAUGCUUUCGCAACAUAUGAUGGCGAUGCGGGGUGUGGAAGGACCUAUGGGAUUGGCAGGUCUUCCGGGUCCUUCGGGUCCAAGAGGUCCGGAAGGAACAAAAGGUGAACCAGGAGAUGUCGGUGAACCGGGACCAAGAGGUGAAAGAGGUCCAACGGGCCUUCCCGGUCGAGAGGGUCGUAGAGGAAAACCUGGCCGCGAUGGAGAACGGGGACUAACAGGUCCACCAGGAGCAAAAGGGGAACAAGGAUUAAUAGGAUUGCCGGGAUUGCCUGGAGACAAAGGAGAAAGAGGAGCUGUUGGCGCAACCGGAGAACCUGGAUUAACAGGUCAUGAUGGACUACAAGGAGAAGAAGGGCCACCUGGGUUACCUGGACUAACGGGAGAAAUGGGGCCACGUGGAUUUACCGGUCCUCGUGGUAUACCAGGUUUACCUGGCAAUCCGGGUAUUCCGGGCAUUGAAGGGCCACCCGGCCCGAAAGGUAAUAGUGGACCCACUGGGCAACCCGGUUCUUCCGGACAACCAGGGCCGCCGGGGCCAGUUGGGUCACCUGGCCCACAAGGAAUGUUGGGACCUCCUGGAAUAAUGGGGCCUCAAGGUAAACCUGGGUUACCUGGUCUAUCUGGUUCUGAAGGUGCUCCAGGACAUCCAGGAACGCCUGGAACCGCAGGAUCAAAAGGAGAACAUGGGCCUCCUGGACCUCUAGGUCCCAUAGGGUUUCCCGGAAGUCGUGGGGUUAAAGGCGACGAAGGAAAGAGAGGAUCAGCGGGAGAAAAGGGCGAUAAAGGCGAACGCGGGAUUGAUGGAGAGAAAGGCGAUUCAGGUGGAAAAGGAGAGCAAGGAUUGCCUGGCCCGCAUGGAAUACCUGGAUUAGAAGGACCUGAAGGUCCCAAAGGUUUUGAUGGGCCUCGUGGAGAAACAGGUGUGAUUGGUCCACCAGGAGAAAAAGGUAAAAUGGGUAUUCCUGGUUUUGCUGGUUAUCCUGGGGGACCUGGGGAUAAGGGCGAUAAAGGUAGUUAUGGAAAGGUCGGGCCAACAGGUGACAAGGGCGAUAGGGGAAAUCCUGGAACGACGGGAGAGAGGGGCGAAACAGGGCCACGAGGAUUUCGAGGAUCUAGAGGAAAAAGAGGAGCUGAAGGCACCCCCGGUCCUAAAGGUGAUACAGGACAGCCCGGUCCACCUGGUGUUCAAGGAGACCAAGGCUCACAAGGUGCUGAAGGACCGAGAGGUUUCAUUGGAUUACCAGGUCCCACGGGGCUUAACGGUAAAGACGGUCUUCCCGGUCCACAUGGUGAAAGAGGACCUCCUGGUGAGUCAGGAUCACAAGGAGCACCAGGAGCACCCGGUGUAAUUGGACCGGUCGGACCGGCAGGGGAGCGAGGCCCUAUUGGCGAAUCUGGAAUCCCUGGGAGUCCUGGGCAUCCUGGGGAACCGGGUGUACCAGGAGACUCUGGCAAAGAGGGAGCACCGGGUUUGCCUGGCCCGCCAGGAAAACCAGGACCGCAAGGGGCUGUUGGUGCUGCAGGAUUCCCGGGUGAAAGAGGUCCUGCCGGAUUGCCCGGCAUACCCGGAUUAAAAGGUGAAUUAGGUCCACCUGGUCCGCAUGGACACGCUGGAGACAAAGGUGCGCAAGGAGGAGUCGGACAUGAUGGAUCCCCUGGACCUGAAGGUCGAGUAGGACCAGUGGGUCCUGCUGGCCCAGUUGGGGCGAAGGGUGAACGUGGUGGUACUGGGCCACCCGGACCGGGUGGAAGAGAUGGAUUACCCGGGCAAAGAGGGUUACCUGGCCCCCCUGGUCCAAUUGGAUCUCCAGGUGAAGACGGAGAUAAAGGAGAAAUUGGCCCUCCAGGAGAGAAAGGUUUUAAAGGAGCAAAGGGCGAAAGUGGUCCAAUGGGUAGCUCCGGAUCACAAGGAUUGCGAGGUGAGCCGGGUUCAGUAGGUCCACCAGGAGAGAAAGGCCUGCCGGGCGAAAUUGGUCGACAAGGAAUAAAAGGAGAAGAUGGCCCCGAUGGAACAACAGGUCCUGCGGGACCGCAAGGUCUUCAAGGGCUCCCAGGCCCGGCCGGUUUAAAGGGUGAAAUAGGAGAUAUUGGUCUAGUAGGACCCGUUGGUCCUGCUGGGCCACCUGGCGAACCUGGAAUUAGAGGAGGAAAAGGAAUUGAAGGAGUUACUGGGCCCCCAGGGCCUGAAGGUCCUCAAGGCCAAAAAGGAGAUUCCGGUAUGCCAGGGAUAAGUGGGUCACCUGGAAUAGAAGGGAAACCUGGCGAGAAGGGUUCGCUUGGAUCUAAAGGAGAUGAAGGAAAAAUGGGCCAUCAAGGCGCACCAGGGCCGAGGGGAGUGGUUGGUCCGGAAGGGCCUAAAGGGUCCGCUGGUCCUCCAGGAUUUCCAGGUCCUCCGGGAGUACCUGGCGAAAUAGGACCCAAGGGCGAACCAGGAAAAGAAGGUGCAGAUGGCAAGCAAGGAGAUGCCGGAGAACCAGGUGAAGCGGGUCCUCCUGGAAAAGUAGGACCCGCAGGUUCGCCAGGGAAACAGGGUCCCGAAGGUCCAGCUGGUUUUCAAGGAAACACUGGAUUACCUGGUGAUAAGGGAGACAAAGGAGUUCCUGGACCCAUUGGGUUGCAAGGACCCGUUGGCCCUCAAGGUGUUCCUGGAACGCAAGGUGUAGCAGGCCCAAGAGGAUCUCCUGGACCGGCGGGAGAUGUGGGUCCACCAGGUAAAGCCGGUGGUGAUGGUCUCCCUGGUAAAACGGGCGAAACCGGUCCCAAAGGCGAGAAAGGGGAAAGAACACGAAGAGGCAUGAAAGGACAUAGAGGAGACAUUGGCCCGCCUGGUAUUAAGGGUGAAAUGGGCGAAAAAGGUGAACCUGGUCCUAAGGGGCCUAUAGGACCGGAGGGGAAGAAAGGGGAAAUUGGUCCUAUUGGAAAUAUUGGGUUAAAAGGGAAUGAUGGACCUCCAGGUCCCAUGGGUAUCGAAGGUCCUACAGGACUCAAAGGCCUAUUGGGUCCUACAGGAGUUAAAGGUGAAGCAGGUCCCCCUGGACCUCCGGGGCCUCCUGGUCCACCUGCUGAUAUGCCUUUACUACCACCAGAACUCUUAUUCCAACAAGAAUUAUCCAGAUCACGCAGAAGUGUGGAAAGUUUAAUAAAUGAUUUUGAGAAAGAUUUAAAGUAUAUUAAUCCCCAAAUCGCUGGACAAAAUAAACUAAGGGACGAGGAUUUGAAAUUUUUGGAUAUGUAUAACAGCAUAUAUAGUAUGAGACAAGAUUUAGAUCGCAUUAAAAAACCUUUAGGUACAAAAGAAAACCCUGCAAGGAGUUGUAAAGAUCUAUUCUAUGGACAUCCACAAUAUUUGAAUGGUUGGUAUUGGAUUGAUCCAAAUAGCGGCAUGCCAGAUGAUGCCAUAUAUGUGUAUUGCGACCUAUCGAACGGUGGAGAGACAUGCGUACCUCCAGAUGUACACAGCGCCCAUAUGCCUAAUAUUCCAUGGAGGAAGGAGGGAAAUUCGAAUAAUUGGUAUUCAAACUUGCGAGGUGGUUUUAAGAUAACAUACGAGACAGUAGGUGUUGUGCAGAUGACGUUUUUAAAAUUGCUCUCUCAGGACGCAUACCAAAAUUUUACCUAUUCGUGUAUUAAUGGAGUCGCGUGGUACAAUUCAAAAACAAUGAAUAACGAUCUCUCAAUAAAGCUACUAGGAGAAAAUGAACAAGAAUUUUCCAAUACGGCAAUAAAACCAAACGUUCUUAUCGACGGGUGUAAAACGAGAACAACCAAAAGUGAAACAAUCUUUGAAAUUCGUACCAAAAAAUUAAGUCAAUUACCGAUCGUCGACUUUUAUCCCGUUGAUUACGGUAGUUCUAACCAAGCGUUUGGUUUCUUAGUUGGUCCUGUAUGCUUCAAAUAAAAUCAUCAAGAGGACAUUAUACCCAUUACAGCGCUACAACCAUAUUGUACCACUAAUUAUAUGUAGCUACCUGUAUCUUUAAGAAAAUGUAAACAUUUAUAUUUUCUAUUCCUUAUACACUUCACUGCCAUUACUAUACAACUAAUUCAAAAAUUGUGGUACAUACCUACAUGUUAAAACCUUUGCAAUACCUAUGAUGCUCAAAAAAUUGGAAAAUGUUGUAUAAAAGUUAGAUAUGAAUAAAAAUAA
Photinus pyralis (common eastern firefly) is the source of this 6405-nucleotide messenger RNA. Its product is annotated as collagen alpha-1(XI) chain-like. The transcript has 28 exons. Gene Ontology annotation, molecular function: extracellular matrix structural constituent. NCBI's taxonomy places the organism in Eukaryota, Metazoa, Arthropoda, Insecta, Coleoptera, Lampyridae. The coding region runs from base 280 to 6156 and encodes 1958 amino acids. The record is from RefSeq and is a predicted model, not a curated record.